AUGGGCGAGGAGGAUCUGGCGGCUUUCAAGGUUCCCACAGGAUGCCUAGAAUCAGAGGGACCAGUUCGUGCAGGUUGUCCAGCAUUGGUCAGGUUGCCCCCAGCAGCGCCGGGUGGCUAUCGGAGCCACCUACAUUGCUUAACAGAUAUGGUUAGCCAGGAACGCUUGGACCUUUGGUGUACGCAGCUUGUCUUCGAGGUAAAACCAUGUACGGUGUUCUUUAUGUGGGAGCCUCCAUCCCCGAGCUUUCUCAAGGUCAAUUUCGGCGGAUCGGCACUAGAUGGAGGAAGUAGAGAGGGUGCGGGUUUUGUCAUCAAAGACCCAUGUUCGAGGGUGGCGGCGGCUAGUGGCUAUCAGCUAUCUGACACCUCGAUUUCCGGUGCUGAGCUGCGAGCUACCUGGGACGAGAGCAUGCAUUCGGGCGCAGAUGUCGAGGCGUUCACCGCUGCUCUUAACCGGGACAUCAGUGGCGGUGCUCCCUCCGCCUCCGAGCCCUCUGAUUCCAAUGCCGGAGUAUUGUUGCAAGGGCAUAGUUCUACGUCAAGCCAGUUAUUUGGACAGUGGCAGACUUCCAGUCAAGAGAAAAAUCUUGUCCAGAAUAUUCGACUGGAAGAAGAAUAUCAGCAGUUCCAAUCCAUAGAGCGACAUUUACCACAUGCGAGUUCAAUGCAGAAUAAUUUUGGUGCAGAAGACCAACUCCAACAAAAUAGACAAUUGGGGCAUAAUCAGCCAGUGUUGGAGCAGGAGAAUUUGCACCAUGAUCAGCAGCAACAACGGAUCAAAAACAAUCCCUUUCAGUUUUUUGACAAAAAUCAGCCUUACCUUGAUAAAGAUAGAUUCAUGCAGCUUCAGGCUGUAUAUGAUAAACUGGCGAACAACAAAAUUUCCACGGAAGACUUCGUAAGGGCCAGCGGGAAUAUUGUUGGGGACCAGUUGCUUAGACAGGCAGCUCAUCAAGUAAUGCAGCAGCAACAAGCUCAGGCAGUAAAUCAGAACCAAUGUAACCCACAGAUUCAAGCUUCUUCUCAACAACUUCUAUAUUCUGGUACUAACCAGCAUAUCAGACCUCAAACGUUUCCAUUACUCCCUCCCAUGCCCUCAUCACAGAAUCAGAAAGAAGACAAAUCAUCUCCUCUCCAGCAUCAUGCUUCAGCUUCAACUGUUCAAUUGCAGACUGAUACAAGCUUCUCAACUCCUGAGAACACCGGUAGGAAGUCCAAAAAAAUUGAAAAUAUGUCAGAUUGCAAGGGGAUGCAUUCUGCCCCAUCUCCUUCGACCAGCAUGAAUGUGGUCAGUCCAGAGAAGGAAAUCUCAACAUUUUCAUCACAAGCAGUUAAAAAGUCACGGCAACAGUUACAAGUUCCGCAAACAUCUUUCUCUAUGUAUGGAAACUCAAUUAGUAAUUUAGACGCUUGUACAUAUCCAAGGCCUUCUAUUGGUGCUGCAGCAACUUCUUUGAGGCCUCAACCUCAGAAUUCACAAAUGAGGCAAGCUAUGGCUUCUCAGGGCGUUGUUUCAACACAAUCAAGGUCCACUCAGCCCAUGAAUGCAGUGAAUAUGACCAAAUGUGAGAUGCAAAAUUUGUCAAAUGAAACCAAAAGACUGCAUGGUGACUCUCUGUCUUACCUGUCAAACCAAUCAGCACAUAAGAAAAAUCCAAAUGCAUGGCAGCUGCCUACAGCUAAUAUACUAAAUAAAAAUCCGAAAAACAGUCCCUUCCCUUUUGUAAAGCAAGAAGUAGUUGAUCAGUCUGCUGAACCUCAAAACAAGAGUCAAGUUGGAGCUUCAAAAGGUUCUUCUUUUGAAUCAGAGUAUGCUGACCAAGGGAGUCCAACAUCUGGACAUAUGAAGGAUGAAACACUUGAAAAAAGGUUAUCUAGAGUGGGUUUAUCUGCAUCUACAAGUACAAUGACACAGAAUCUGAUUUCAGGUUCAGUGGCAAGUCAAUCAGUUUCCAUAAUGCAGAUGCACUCUCAGAUUUCAUCUGCAACCCCAUCAGUUCUUGCAGGAACUGCUACGAAAACCCCUCCAAAGAAGAUUACUGUUGGACAGAAAAAACCACUUGAAGUGCUAGAAACUUCCCCUCCCCAGUCGAGCAAAAAGCAGAAGACUUCUGGAGCUUUUCUUGCCCAAAGCAUUGAACAGCUCAAUGAUGUUACGGCUGUCAGUGGAGUUGAUUUGAAGGAAGAAGAAGAGCAACUUUUGUCUACUCCCGAGGAGGAGAGUCAGGCUUCAGAGACAGCUCGUAGAAUGGUACAAAAAGAAGAAGAAAGGUUAAUUCUGCAGAAGGGCCCUCUUCAGAAAAAAAUAGCAAAAAUCAUGUCCAAAUGUGGUAUUCAGAGCGUUAGCAGUGAUGUGGAGCACUGCCUGUCAAUGUGCCUGGAGGAACGUUUGCGGGGAUUAGUAGUCAAUCUGAUAAGACUAUCGAAACAAAGGAUUGAUAUUGAAAAGACAAGGCACCAACUUGUUGGUACCUCAGAUGUUUGUCGCCAAAUUUCAAUGAUGAAUCGUAAAGCCAAGGAGGAGUGGGAGAAAAGGCAGGCUGAAGAAGCUGACAAGCUUCGAAAACAUAAUGAAGGGAACACGGGGGCUGAUGGAGACAAGCACAAAGACGAAGGUCGUUCCAAGACUCACAAGAUCAGUAAGGAGGAUGAUAAAAUCAGGGCCACAGCUGCCAAUGUUGCUGCUCGAGCUGCAGUUGGAGGGGAUGAUAUUCUCUCAAAGUGGCAACUUAUGGCUGAGCAGGCCAGGCAGAAGCGUGAAGGGAGACUGGAGGGGGCUUCUUGUUGCCAUCAAGAUAAGAUUACAGGCAACAAGUCCUUGCCGAACUCUGGAAGAAGUUCAAGUGAACGACAAGAAGUUGGAAGAAGAGGCGCCCCUGCUGCUUUUUUAUGUGGCAAGUGGGGCAUGAGAAAAUCUGGGAGGGGCUCAGCAACAAUGCUGCCAAAAAUUGCACGCCGCAUCUCUGCCAAAGACGUGAUUGUGGUCCUGGAGAGGGAGCCACAAAUGUCGAGGUCAGCUUUGAUUUAUCGAUUGUAUGAAAGGAUGCCUCGUGAUUCUGCAGCAGCAUAGUCAAGCACAAGUAUUAUCUCCUACAGUAAGGCUCCCAAAUUUCCGACCAGUGUAAUUAUCUUAAUGGUUGUAUCUACAAUAUUAGAGUCAUUGGAUGGAUCCGAAAUCGCCACUGAAUAAGAUACAAAGGUGAAAAAGAUGAUUACUGAACUUGUGGAGAGUCAGCCAGAUAGACCAUCAAUGCUAACUUCUUUUUUCUUUUCUUUUCUUUAGUAUAUUUGUAUAGUUGUCCACGGUCAUUGGAUUCCCAUGAACCAGUGCAAUGUCCACAUAUUCAUGGUGUAUGGAAAGUAG
Molecule: messenger RNA, 3366 nt
Organism: Phoenix dactylifera (date palm)
Lineage: Eukaryota; Viridiplantae; Streptophyta; Magnoliopsida; Arecales; Arecaceae
Source: RefSeq, a predicted model, not a curated record